Messenger RNA from Austrofundulus limnaeus, 995 nucleotides. Its product is annotated as ADP-ribosyl cyclase/cyclic ADP-ribose hydrolase 1. The transcript is spliced from 8 exons. Gene Ontology annotation, biological process: positive regulation of B cell proliferation. Gene Ontology annotation, cellular component: plasma membrane. Lineage: Eukaryota; Metazoa; Chordata; Actinopteri; Cyprinodontiformes; Rivulidae. The record is from RefSeq and is a predicted model, not a curated record. Gene Ontology annotation, molecular function: NAD+ nucleosidase activity, cyclic ADP-ribose generating; phosphorus-oxygen lyase activity. The coding region runs from base 189 to 995 and encodes 268 amino acids.
AGGACGAGCGUUUUAAAGCAAAAUUACGAAACUUUGUYAUUUUCUAUUUGGCAACCCUGUUGGCCGAGGUCUCUUCGUGGUUGGAUCACUAUAAAUACUCAUCCAAGCCGGAGUCGCAUUGCAGUGGCAACAAACACCUCGCGAACUAAARGUCCUGUGAAUAAAUAAGGAGUGUUUUUGUUUUUUUAAUGGAGCCGGAGCAGGCUGGUGGUCCCGCGAGGAGACGGAGGAGAUGUUGGAUUGUGACCGUGAUAGUUGUGCUUGUUCUCAUCUGUAUCCUCGCCCUCGGGUUGGGGCUGAGCCAGCGCCAAGCAAACACUGGAAAUGACUUUAAAUCGACAUUUCUGAGCAGGUGUCAACAAUUCCAAGGGAGUAACUGUCAACGCGCAUGGGAUGCGUUUCAGCAAGCGUACGUGAACCGAGAUCCGUGUAAUGUUCCAGUGGACGCCUAUGACCCUUUCAUUACUGCCGUCACUUUAAAACCUCAAUGCAACAGAAUGAUGUUCUGGAGCAAAACGAAGGAAGUGGUCCAUGACUUUAAUGAGAAGAAAAACUGUUUUCAAACGCUGGAGGACACCUUUCUGGGAUCUGUCCUGGACAAGCUGACCUGGUGUGGAAAGGAUGGCAGCUUCGAAACAUUCACCACUGGUUGCCCGGCGUGGAAUGAAUGUGACAACCCCGUCCGCUCAUUUUGGCAGCGAGCUUCGGCUGCCUUUGCAGAUGCCGCCUGUGGCAACGUCACUGUGAUGCUGAACGGUUCCAUCGCCACACCGUUUGAUCCUUCAAGUAUUUUUGCUAGUAUUGAGGUGAAUAAAUUGAAGUCAACCCAAGUGAACACCCUGAAUGUUGUUUUGACAAACUGCGCAAAUCCAUCUUUACAAGAGUUAAAGACCAAGCUGGCUGAAGGAAUUAACUAUAACUGCAAGGAAGUGCCUGUAACYCAGAUCCAGGAGUGUGGCUCCGAUCAAGAGAAAGCUUGUGGGGCCUGCUGGUGA